Messenger RNA from Darwinula stevensoni, 1998 nucleotides. NCBI's taxonomy places the organism in Eukaryota, Metazoa, Arthropoda, Ostracoda, Podocopida, Darwinulidae. The record is from the annotation of a GenBank genome assembly.
AUGGUCCCAGUUCUGGAAUUGAUACUAAUAUUAGUCAUAUUUAUCCACUUAAUGAAACAGGUGACGAAUGAAGAGGCUGAGGAAAGAAAAUAUUCAGGAGUGAGCAUGUGGCCUGGAGUGGAUUUCCACUGGGGUCCAAAUAAAAGUGUUCCGACACAUUUCAAGUCAUACAAUUCAAGUGUACCAUGGGAGGAGAGAGUGGAUGUCGCCCUAUCCUGGUUCUCCCAUCCUCAAAAACCUGCCAAUCUCGUCAUGUUCUACCUGCAAGAACCUGAUUCCACAGGACACAAGUACGGACCUGAUUCUCCACAGGUGAAAUCUAAAGUGGAGGAGGUGGACACAUUAGUGGGAUACCUUGUGUCUCGACUCAAGAUCCUAGGCCUCUGGGAGAGGACGAAUCUAAUCUUCCUUUCUGAUCAUGGGAUGAUGAAGGUUAAAAAGGAUGCCAUCGUUGACUUACGAUCCAUCCCUGUCUCUCCUGACACUUACAAUUAUAGCAGCAGCUCACCCACACUCCUCAUCUAUCCACUGCCAGGGAAAGAGGAGGAAGUGUACCAAGGAUUCCUCAAUGCAUCCAAGACACAACCAUUCUCGGUAUAUGAGACGGUGAACAGUCCUCCAGACUGGCAUUAUGGACCCACACCCUAUAUGCCACCAUUUUACAUCGUUACAGACCUUGGGUAUGCCUUCAGUGAUGCCUGGUGGCUGCGAGUUCCCGAAGACGAGAGGAACGAGGAAUAUGGAGUCCAUGGAUACAACAAUUCUUUUCCUGAGAUGCAGGCCUACUUCAUUGCCCAUGGCCCAGCAUUCAAGAAGGGCUACGAGACCCCCAAGGGUGCUGUUGUUGACAGCGUGGAUGUCUACCCAUUGAUCUGUCACCUCUUGGGAAUCCAACCUCGACCAAAUAACGGAACACUGGAGCACUCAAUGGAGUUUCUGUUAACCAGGAUGCCAUCGAUUGGGUCGAUUUCAGUGGGAUUUGUUAUUGGGAUCAUAGCAGCUUCGAUCGCAGUUGUCCUGUCACUCGCCUACCUGGUGACAAAUGAAGAAGCAGGGGAAGGAAGAUAUUCAGGAGUGAGCAUGUGGGCUGGAGUGGAUUUCCACUGGGGUCCUAAUGGAAGUAGGCCAACUCAUUUCAAGUCGUACAAUAAAAGUAUGCCAUGGGAGGAGCGAGUGGACUUGGCCCUAUCAUGGUUUUCGCACCCGAAGAAGCCAGCCAAUCUCAUCAUGUUUUAUAUUGAAGAACCUGAUUCAGCAGGACAUGGCUAUGGUCCUGAUUCUCCACAGGUGAAAGCAAAGGUGGAGGAGGUGGACAAAUUAGUGGGAUAUCUUAUAUCUCAACUCAAGUUCCUAGACCUUUGGAAGAGAACUAAUCUCAUCCUCCUUUCUGAUCAUGAUGAGGGGGUUGAGGAAUAUGGAGUCCAUGGAUACAACAAUUCUUUUCCUGAGAUGCAGCCAUAUUUCAUUGCCCAUGGCCCAGCAUUCAAGAAGGGCUAUGAGUCCUCCAAGGAUGCCAUUUUUAACAAUGUGGAUGUCUAUGCAUUGAUCUGUCACCUCUUGGGAAUCCAACCUCAACCAAAUAACGGAACACUGGAGCACUCAAUGCAAUUUCUGUCAUUAACUGGGUUGCCAUCAACGGGGUCAAGUGAUUUGCAGUCGGGGUCAACUCAUUUUCAAUCUGGUUCAGUGGCAUUGGUACUUGGGAUCAUGGCUGGGAUUAUAGUUGUCCCGUCACUCACCUACCUAGUGGUGGUGUAUCUGAGACAGUGGAAGAGGCAACCAUUUAUCCCCCUUCUGUCUUCUUCCAUAAGCUCUCUCUCUCCCUCAGUUCCUUUGGAUUCCUCUGGCUAUUCCUUCAGAGCGUUAAUGUACUGCUUAGGACUGACAAUGCCGCCUGGCAACGUGAAGAAAAUGCGACACAAGAUUUUCAUUGUCCUGUUGAACUGCAUCCUGCUGGGCUUUGACAAUGACCUCCAGAAACCCCAUAACGCCUCUUGA